UCUCCAAUCUCCAUUGGAGAUUUAACAUUUCGGCCAAUGCAAGAUGAGUACAACUUUCCCUCUCCACCGGGGUACUGACUGAUCACAGUUUGGUGUUUGUGUGACGUCAGUGUCAGCUGGUCAAUGUUUACGUCCAGAAUUGUGGCGACAUCUAUUGAAUGUUUAUGGGGGAAAACGAGAAGGUAACAACAUAUUUUUUCGAAAUACAAUUGACACUAUAAAGCAGCGUCAAUUAACCGUCACAUCCAUAAGAGCGCUUCGUUGACGACAUCAACAGAGACUAAGCGAGUCCGUGAGGAUGGGAGGAGCCGUGAGUGCGGGGGAGGAUAACGAUGAGUUGAUUGACAACCUGAAGGAGGCUCAGUACAUCCGCUCGGACCUGGUGGAGCAGGCCUUUAGGGCCAUAGACAGGGCCGACUACUAUCUGGAAGAGUUCAGAGACAGUGCCUACAAGGACCUGGCCUGGAGGCACGGCAACAUCCACCUCUCAGCACCCUGCAUCUACUCCGAGGUGAUGGAGGCCUUGGAUCUCCAGCCUGGCCUGUCCUUCCUCAAUCUGGGCAGUGGUACGGGCUACCUCAGCACUAUGGUGGGACUCAUACUGGGUCCAUUUGGAGUGAACCAUGGGGUGGAGCUGCACCAAGAUGUCAUUGAGUAUGCAUACCAGAAACUGGAGUUUUUCAUCAAGACCAGCGACAGCUUCGACAGGUUUGAGUUCUGUGAGCCCUGCUUCGUGAUGGGGAACUGUCUGGAGAUAGCCCCAGAGAGUGGUCAGUAUGACAGGGUGUAUUGUGGAGCUGGGGUGCAGCAGGAGCAGGAAGACUACAUGAAGAACCUGCUCAAAGUGGAGGGAAUCCUAGUGCUGCCAUUGGAGGAGAAGUUGACCAAGAUCACUCGAACAGGCUACAACAGCUGGGAGACCAAAAACAUCAUUGCUGUGUCCUUUGCCCCACUGGUGUUGCCCAAACACAGAGAUAACAGUAAACCCAAAGCAGUGCCUUUACCGACCAUGUUUGAGGUGCGGACUCUGCAGGACUUGGCUCGCAUCUCUAUCCGUCUGACGUUAAAGAAGACAGUGGCGGGGCCAGGGCCGUUGCCCAGGAGGAGGUUGGCCCACAACGGGGAGCAGCUCCGGCGGGCCCAACACUGUGGCUCCACCCUGCUUUCCAACCGCUACGUAUUCAUGAGCCGCCUCAUCCCCGGGCCGAUGGACGACAACAACCGCUCAGACACAGAAGAGGAGGAAGAAGAGGGGAACUGCAGGAUUCUAGGAGAACCUGAGGAGGAGCAGGAGGAAGAGGGGGAGGAGAGUAGGGAGGGCGGUGCCCUUCUACAUGAGGCUCCAGUGAACCUGCUAAGAGAAAGGAUCCUGGGCCUGCCGCUCCCUGAGCCUCUGAAGAUGUACAUGCUCCACUACAGAGAGAAGUAGAGAGGGACAGGAGACAAGAAGCUGUGCUCCCAUUCUCUAACUUGUUACCAUCCUUAUGCUCUUGACUCCCCUUUCUGUAUACAAAAGUAAUUAAUGUGUAAGAAAUAGGCUGAUAACUCCACGGGAAUGGCUAAAAUGAGUUCCCAUCCGAAUUCAAAAUGUAAGCCCUAGAAACUUCAUGUUGAAGUGAAUAACUAGAAGAAUUGGAUAAGUAGAAGCAAUAUGGUAAUAGCUCCAUCUCCCCCUUCCCCGAUAGCCUAGGUACGCCUAUCUAAUCUACAGAGGUGCUUAAGGGGUAGAGGUCGAGGUUGGAAAAACAAGGAUUUAGGGUUUGGGAGCUUCCUUAGGGUCACCCCUACCCCCAGAAGCCCUCACCACCACCAGCAGCCCCUUAGGACUAUUCCAACAACCCCUCUGAACACUAGACUCAUCUCAAUCAAUGCCCCACCCAUGAACUUUAUCUCCCCCUCUUUUGGGGUAUCUUGUCUCGUGCCUGACACUGGCACCCAGUCUCGAAGACCUUCUUUCCACCCUCUUUGAAUUUUGUAAAUGUGAUUUUUCUGAGAAUGAUGAUUUUGACUGUGACCGAACAAUUCAGGGGAGCUUUUGAGAUCAACUUACAAGAACUGAAAGCCCCAAAUGGUGUGGAAAUAUUUGCUCAUUCUGUGUUCACAUCUGUAAGAUCUUCUCAUAUCUUACUGUGCUCUGCAUUGAAUAUACUUGUUGAGAGCAGGGGUGACAAAUAAAAGUAAUUUAACUGAA
Salvelinus sp. IW2-2015 is the source of this 2191-nucleotide messenger RNA. RefSeq names its product protein-L-isoaspartate O-methyltransferase domain-containing protein 2. Gene Ontology annotation, cellular component: cytoplasm. Gene Ontology annotation, molecular function: protein-L-isoaspartate (D-aspartate) O-methyltransferase activity. The record is from RefSeq and is a predicted model, not a curated record. NCBI's taxonomy places the organism in Eukaryota, Metazoa, Chordata, Actinopteri, Salmoniformes, Salmonidae. Gene Ontology annotation, biological process: protein modification process.